AACUUUCCCAUCCACAGCACCCACCACAUUCCAUCAAAACUAACCCCCUCCCCGUCUCAAUAGGCCCUAUAAAGUGCAUUCCCCAAUAAUAAACUCAUCUUUCUGCUCGCCUCCGCGUAGAUUAGCGGGUGCGCAUGGAAGGUGAAGGCUGAUGAGCGUUGAGAGUCGCUGGAGGAAGGUGCAGUGCUUGCUGCGUGUCGGGCUUCACUCAGGGUUUGACGUGCCCCGACGGCGGUGCCGCCUGCACCAGAGGGCCAUCGACGACAACGACGAGGGCCGAGUGUGUCUGUGUGCGGCUGCUCAUUCGUUUACUCUGAGAAUAUUGGCGGUCGGGGAAUCUUUGUGACUUUCCAUCAUACACCAAAAGAAGAGCACCCUGAAUCUGGCCCUGCGCUCUCAGCACAAACGCAACGCACGCGGUCUCUUUUUCUUUGCUCCUGCUUCUUCUGCUGCUACUAUUGACAUAUUCACGGUCUUUUACUGCGAGGGAGAAGGGAUUCGGACGCUCUUUACGAAAACAGACUGGCAGUCACAGACGCACGUUGCCGCGUAACCUUGUUUCCCAUUCUAUUCAGCUUUCUUGAAGCCACUCACACAGGGCCAUUGUAAAAAAACAAACAGGCUUGCACCCGCCGCUGCGAGCCCCAAAGAGGGAAGAGGCAGGCAGAAAAACGCGCCCUUCAAGUCGCCCGCCCGAGAGACGCACGCAGCCAGGGCCUUCGAUCUCUGCAAUUCCGUCAGCAGUGGGCCAGGCGUGCUAAUCCCAAACCUCUUGAGUCUCUCUCGGCUUAGCGCCGUCUGACCACGGCCCAGCUGGCAAACAACCGUCCUCGCCGCAAAAGGCUUAGCGCGCUCUGCUGGACCGCAUCCCCGCGCAUCCCUGUCGCGUCGCCCCAAUAAGCUUGCACCGCCUCUUGCCGAGUCCAGACUACGAGUCCAGAUUACCGCAGAGUUCAAGCCACAAUGGCAUCCAAUCACGUGCACCCGCCCGAUCCCUCCUUACAGAAUGUCUCCAUAUUCGGUGCUGAGGGCCAAGAUCAUCUUCCCUUUACUGAUCCGUACUCCCAAGGCUCGGCCUUUCCGACCUCGUUUCUCUCAGACCAACAGGCAUCGCACUUGAACGCUACGCCCCCGAGCCAUUCGCCUUUUAACCAGGCUCCUGCGUUCAGCCCGCCCGCUUGGCAAAGCACCUCGACUCCAUCUGCCUCCAUUCCCAGCUCGCUCCCCAAUCAGUAUUUGACUGCGAACCAUGGAUAUUACCCGCUGCCGACCUCGAGCAGCGGGAGUGCCUUUGUGGCCGGUCAUGGAUCCCCAUUCACCAACGUCGACCCGUCUUUGUAUCGUCAGGGAGAUGUACGUUCCUUCGGCUCAUCACCCGGGCUGUCUUCGACGGCCUCCCGCUCUGCUUCAGCCAUCGCUCCCGCCCCUCUCCAGCGAGGCUCGCCAGCCACUCCUUCUGCAGUCUCAACGCCUGGGACGUCCACGCAGGGUGUGGUAUCGCAGUCCGUUGCCAUCCAGCAACGCCCGCUGCCUCCCUCACAAUCAGUAGCAAAUGGAAAUGCCGCCGCUCAUGUCCGAACCGCUCCAAAGGGCACGCAAUCCGGGAACUUUAUCAUCGUAACCUUGGAAGACCUGGCAAAAGUCACCCCGUCCAAGAAACUGGCUAACUUUGCAAAUGUUGGCGACAUCCCAGUCGAUCUUAACUUGACAAAAGUGAACAUCCCACAGUAUGUUCCUCGGAAGUCACAAAAUGAGCUGAAGGCCCUUGCUGCAAGUGACCCCGCUCUUAAAGCAAAAAUAAUGAAGCGAGUAAGGAAGACAAAGUUGAGCACUCCAAAACCAAGUCGCCCACUACAGUCGACUUCCGGGAAGGGUUCGCCUGUGUCGUUGUCGUCAGAGACGGAAUCCUCGGAUUAUGAUUCUGACUCAUCUUAUGAUUCCGACGCUUCUCCCCCCCCAGAGAAAUCUCCACUUCCCCCAUCUCGGCCACAAAAGGCCGUGGAAGCAGUACGCUAUGACACGAUCAAGGCCGUGUGGUUGCCGCGCAACAAGUUUGCGGAGAAUGAGAAAAUUCUUAAGGGACUGGCGGACUUGUGGGAGGUUGUUCGGACCAUAAAGGAUCGAUGGAAGACAGAUCGUGAUGCUGUGAAGAAAGCACUCGAGCUGAAGCAAGACAGCGAGCUGCCUCUUUUGCGUGAACGUGUUGAAAAGCAGCUCGAACUGAUGGAAGCUGUGCUCAACGCAGCUGUCGAGUUCGGUCACCCUGACCUGCUAAGCGCCUGCGGCCAGAAUACAGCACUUAUGCUUGUCUGCUACCAGUUCAUUCUCGAACCGGUCCGUGAGGGUAAUUACACAGGCUCCUUCAUUAAAGCCGUCUUCAAGUUUCUUUCGCUCUGUACGAAUCUGAAUGGAUCCAUUUCCGAGAAAACUGGUCUCAGCAAACUCUUCACCCGUUCGAUCAAGCGCGGCAAUGAAGAAAUCAAGCUUUUAACCGCAAAGAUUAAUGAGAAUAUCGCCGCAUCGGACAAGAAAGCCAAGGCGGCGCGAGCUUCAGACUCAAAAACUGCGAAGGCUGCUGAUUCACCAAAAGCGCCCAAACAAGAAACCGAAGUAGUUGCUGGGGUCAAGCGGGCUCGUUCGAAUGAGGGGAGCGUUACGCCGCAAGCAAAGCGUGUUGCCUCUGGCACUACCGCUCCCGGUGGAAAGGACUCCGCUGCUGCAAAACUCGGAUCUGUCAAGAAGGUCGCUCCCGCAAGUUCUUCGACUCCAGCUGUUACCGCAAAGCCCAAAACCGUUAAGCCGGCAGCAACGACAAAUUUCUUCGCUGGGCUGCAGUCAGCCUCCAAGAAGCCCGGAACUUCGAACGCCGCCCAAGCAGCGAAAAAAGUUACGGCCGGGGCUACGGUCGAUAAAAAAGGAGCGGCAGCUGCCAUGCCGACACCUGCGCGGCCCGCAUUCUCAUUUGCGGAAACGAUGGCUACGCUAUCUAAGGAGAAGAAAGAAGAUGAUGAGAAGCCAAACAAGAAGAAAUCAGAGGAAACACGGCCGCCCGAAACUGAAGAGGAGAAGGCCAAGCGUUUGCGCAAAGAGGAGCGUCGAAAGCUGCGUGUUCGCUGGAAACCAGACUUUGAAUUGGUGGAGACGAGGACGUUCAGUCCCGAUCCAUCUGAAAUUUCAGGGAAGGCCCGCAAUGUGCGCGAUGUGGGCAACGGCAGGGAGAAGGAAGGCUUCACACUCAAGAAGCACAUGGACAUGAUGGAGGUUGACGAAGAUGAUGACGGUCAACCUAUGGAACAGACGUACUUUGAUUACCGCGAGCCAACAGCCGUUGACUUCAGCACGGUCCCGGAAGACGAAAGAUGUCGAAAUUUCGAACGCUUUGGUGGUUACCAAAAAGUCGACUCACCAGAGCGAGCCGUGCAGGACAAUCACGAAGCGAAUACACUUAUGGUCCAUUACCUCGCCAAGUCAGACAUACCUCCAAAUCCACGAGAACCAGCUGAUCCGUACACGGGCCCCCAGAUCGAGACCAAGAAUUUUGGGUAUCCUGAUAGCUCAUGCCCGUGGCUGCUCGCUCGCCUCAACCAGCAUUCCACCACUGCACCUGCUACCGUUCCGCAGAUUGACAUCACUGCCUUGUUGCAGUCCUUUGGUCAACAACCCCAACAAGCGCCACAGCCAACACCACAACCAGUCUCUGCACCGGCUUUGCCAGACCUUUCCACCCUCCAAAGCAUAAUUGCGAACGUCAACGCUGCGUCCCAACAAGCCAGUGCUGCCCAGCAGCAAAGCUUCUCGUGGCCGUCAGCGCCCUCGCAGCCUGCUUCGUCUGCCACGGAGCCUGAACAGCCCAGUUCGCUUGAGUCUAUAUUAGCUGCCUUGGGUGCUGGCGUGCAAGCCUCACAACCAACUACUACGACUGCACCACCCAUACAGCCGUCUCAACCGCCCCCGCCCCCGCCGGCACCGGCGCCACCGACCGCCGCUGUGCCUUCGAGUGACGUGAGCGCUCUUCUCGCGUCGCUCAUGCAGAAUGCACAAAGCGGCAGUUCGUCCACAGCAAGUCCCUUCCAGGGUUUGAACUUGACCACCGCUGCUGGUGGUGGGGGGCAAGACCAAACACAAGGUGGCAACUACUACGGAUCGGCCCCUGCGUCUUCUACAGACCAAUACGUCAGCAGUGCUGCAAACGGAAAUGACCAGGGCGCGAAUGGCAAUGGCGGAAAGCGGAAAUGGCAGGGCAACGCAAACAAAAAGUUCACGCACGCGUGCCGGUUCUGGAAGGAAGGCAAAUGCAAGAAGGGAGCUGAGUGCACCUUCCGGCAUGACUAAUGCCAGUUUAUCCACUGGUUCCCUGUUUUUUGCUCGGUGUUUUUAAAGGCAGCGCCUCUCCAUCUACAUAACUUAGCGUUUACCAGGCUUCGUUUGCGACGCCAUGUUAUCAUUACUAACAGUUUCAUCCUCUUAAUCAUAAGCAGCCUGGGAAUUAGGCUUUUCAUACACUCUUCAUAGACCAUGGGAGUCGGGUUGGCGCCAUGGCUGUGCCAUUGAUUCAUGUUGCAUCCAAUCUACGCGGCGCCGGCUUUUUCUACGGGAAGGAAAUACGGCUAGAGCAUACACAGCUCAUGGGGUGGGUGAUCCCGAGUUUUGUUUAGUAUUCAGGCGGAGAAAAGAGCAUUUGGCUGCUCUUAUCCUGUAGUUGAUACCAUGGCUAGGUUCAUUCCAAGAGCAAAAAAAAUGACAAAAAGGAAACGGG
Messenger RNA from Verruconis gallopava, 4756 nucleotides. RefSeq lists its product as uncharacterized. Lineage: Eukaryota; Fungi; Ascomycota; Dothideomycetes; Venturiales; Sympoventuriaceae. The record is from RefSeq and is a predicted model, not a curated record. The transcript has 5 exons. Gene Ontology annotation, molecular function: metal ion binding. Bases 964 to 4332 code for a protein of 1122 amino acids.